Molecule: messenger RNA, 3662 nt
Organism: Cyprinus carpio (common carp)
Lineage: Eukaryota; Metazoa; Chordata; Actinopteri; Cypriniformes; Cyprinidae
Product: SH3-containing GRB2-like protein 3-interacting protein 1
Exons: 28
Coding region: 387-3140 (917 amino acids)
Biological process (GO): clathrin coat assembly; synaptic vesicle endocytosis; clathrin-dependent endocytosis
Cellular component (GO): plasma membrane; clathrin-coated pit; clathrin-coated vesicle
Source: RefSeq, a predicted model, not a curated record
UGUUUGUAGUGGGAAAAGUUUGUUUAUGUUUUGAAGGGCAGGUCCACACACACACACACACACACACACACGCACAGAGAGAGAGAGGCGGCGGCUGUUUUUAAACAGUGCGCGAAGCAGGAAUCCGAGGAAAUGUGGUGAUGCAACAAGUGCAGUUGUGCUGGAUCAGCCGGUUUAUUCUCUGUUUACAUGUGGGUUUACCUCAUGGCAGCCACAACAUGUUUCCUUGGAUCCUAGGACCUCAGAUUUCAAGAAAGUCACGUUUCCUGUGUUUUGCUGUGCGGCACCCAACGAGCCAUUAAUCCAGUUCCUCUCUGUUCUGGCAGGAGCAGCACGCUGCACCAUAACAAGGCUCCUUGGAGAUAGAGGAAUGCAAAUCUGCAAUCAUGAUGGAAGGAUUGAAAAAACGUACCAGGAAGGCCUUCGGGAUACGGAAGAAAGAAAAGGACACUGACUCUACGGGGUCACCAGACAGAGAUGGUGGAGAGCCCCAAGAUACUGAAUCGCCACAGAAAAAGACCAAUGGGGCUCCAAAUGGCUUCUAUGGGGAGAUUGAUUGGGACAGAUAUAACUCACCUGAGGUUGAUGAAGAAGGAUAUAGCAUCAGACCAGAUGAGGAUGAGGGAGCAGCCCCCAAAGAAAAGUCUUACUUUUUCUCCUCCAGUGAGUCUGAAGAAGAGGAGGACCACCGCAAAAAGUUUAAGAUCAAAAUCAGACCACUGCCAGCAGAUGCUAACAUUGCAGCUCCCUCGGUGGAUGAAUUAAAAGCUUCUAUUGGCAACAUAUCUCUGUCUCCCUCGCCUCUGAGGAAUAGUCCGAAACGCAGCCCGGGGCUGGCAAAAAGAAAUACUGGUGAAGAAAUUGCACGACCAAGACGUCCUGUUCCAACGCCAGCACCAGCUCCCGCCCCUUCCCCGACACCUGCACCUGCGCCCCCUCCUGAGCCUGCUAGUAAUAAGAAAUCUCCAGUGCCAGAGGAUGCAACAGCCUUAUUCGGCCCUCCUCUGGAGACAGCCUUUGAUGAGCAGAAGACCAGUGAAGUGGUGAUAGAGGAACCUGAGGUUUGGGGUGCACCCCUGCCUGAGCAACACCUAGACUCCUCUCUGGCAAGACCUUUUCCUACAGGAACUCUGCCUCCGCUUCCGCCUAAGAAUGUGCCGACCUCCCCCCCUCCGAUUGAAUCUGCUGCUACAGAACUUACCGAUGGGCAUAAAGAAGUGGAGACCUUGCAGAGGCCCUCUAUAACUGAUCUAGACAACAUCUUUGGCCCAGAAGACUCUUCAAAACCUGGUGAAGAUGUUGGAGAUAAGUGGGUCUGCUUCAACGAUGAGUCACCUAAAAGACCUCCUCUUCCUUCAGAAGGAGAACCAGCACCUCCACUCCCCUCAUCUCCACCUCCCCCAGCAGAACCAGCACCCCCAUUACCUAAAUCACCACCUCCAUCAGAGGAGCCGAAUCCUCCUUUACCAAAAUCUCCACCUCCUCCUGCAGAGAUGGCACUUUCUCCUCCUUCCAUUAAGUCACCAAAGGAUAGCCUCCCACCUGUUCCCAAAGACACCACUCCUUCUCCACCAACUGUCCCGCCUCCUCCGGUUGAAGAGGCCCCACCCACACCGAAAUCAGAUGAUCUUUCGCUCUCCAAAGGAGACUUUUCGCUAUGUGCUCCCCUGACAAAGACCCAGUCAGACCCAACCAACAGCCCGCCAACCACUAUAGAGACAAGUGAACGCACAAUCCCUUCACCCUUGGUUUUGAACCAAGAGGACAAGAAGAGCCCUGAAGAGAACCCAACAAAAGAGGACCCAAGUGAGAGCAGGGCUUCACCCAAAGAGAUUGGUCAAGGACCACGUUCGACACCUCCUCCUCCUCCACCUCCCACAUACAGGGCAGUAGUGUCAUCGCCAGGGCCCAUCCCUCCAGCUGGUACGAGUGGAAAUGAAAGUGGCUCCUCCUCCCCUGCACGUCCCUCUACACCAUUGGAUACCAGCAGCUCUCCCCCUCCCCCUCCCCCUCCUCGGCCACCCUCACGACCCAAACUGCCUCCUGGAAAACCAAGCGUAGGGGACGUGAAUCGGCCGUUCAGCCCCCCUGUACACUCGUCAAGCCCCCCUCCUUUGGCUCCGUUGGCCCGUGCAGAAAGCACCUCUUCAAUCUCCUCUAUCAACUCUCUGAGUGCAGCCACCACUCCCACCGUCGGUAAAGAGCUCUCCGUGUCUGUGUCAGAGACAGACCAGCCCUCCCUCGUGUGGUUUGACAGAGGCAAGUUUUAUUUAACAUUUGAAGGCUGUUCUCGAGGGCCCAGUCCCCUCACCAUGGGGGCCCAGGACACACUGCCUGUUGCUGCAGCUUUCACAGAGACAGUUAGUGCCUACUUCAAAGGAGCUGACCCCAAUAAGUGUGUGGUGAAGAUCACCGGAGAGAUGGUGUUGUCCUUCCCAGCAGGCAUCACACGGCAUUUCGCAAAUAACUCCUCGCCUGCUGUGCUAACCUUCAGCAUAACCAACUACAGUCGUCUGGAACACGUCCUUCCUAACCCUCAGUUACUGUGCUGUGACACCACGCAGCCCAAUCCGAACUCAAAGGAGUUCUGGGUGAAUAUGCCGAACCUGAUGACCCAUUUAAAGAAGGUGGCGGAGCAGAAACCACAAGCAACUUACUACAAUGUAGACAUGCUGAAAUAUCAGGUGUUACAGAAGGGCCCACAGUCCACUCCUCUAAAUCUAGCAGUGAGCUGGAGGUGUGAGCCCACCAGUACUGAUCUGAGAAUAGACUACAAAUACAACGGUGGUGCCAUGACCACUCCUGUUGCCCUCAACAAUGUUCAGUUCCUGAUCCCUGUGGACGGAGGCGUCAGCAAACUGCAGGCUGUGCUUCCUCCAGCUGCCUGGAAUGCGGAACAGCAGAAAAUCUUAUGGAAGAUUCCAGAUAUUUCUCAGAAGUCUGAGAAUGGAGGUGUGGGUUCUCUGCUGGCCCGUUUCCAACUAACUGAGGGUCCCAGUAAACCCGCCCCUGUGGCAGUGCAGUUCACCAGUGAGGGCAGCACUCUGUCAGGCUGUGACAUUGAGCUGGUUGGCCUUGGAUAUCGUUUUUCCCUCGUCAAGAAGAGGUUUGCAGCAGGAAAAUACAUGGCAGACAACUAAACAACACCAUGCAAGUCUGCAUAUUUUGGACCAAUUCUGAAUAUUUAAAACACAGGACAUGACCCCAACUUGACCUUAUGGAUGAACCUUUGUAAAUGUACAAUACAGGUGGACCUCACACACACUCCAGAAGUAUUAUUGUAAAAUUGCAUUGUAAAAUGUGGACCGUUUUAGGUUGUACUUCUUCUAAUUGUGAACUGUAUUCACUUUGCAACAUCAGUUAAAUGACCUGGGUUUGUUUGUAAGGUUAAGCCUCUAUUUCUGUUCAACGUGUUAUUGGCUGUGCCUACCUGAACCUGAAUUCUCUGUAUCCUUCUCUAAAAGUGAUACUGAACAUGUUUUUAUUACUCUAUGCAUUCAGUUUGUUAAAAGUAUCAAAUUUUCGAACAAGGUAGCAAAAUAGUACGAUGAACAACUGACUGUCUAAAAGAGGAAUGAGCCUCUGCCACAAGAUGGCGCUAUACUGUUGCAUGUAAUAUGAGGUCUGCAUCGGAUUUUGGUAUUGAUCAAGCUUAUUUAAUU